Molecule: messenger RNA, 2433 nt
Organism: Linnemannia hyalina
Lineage: Eukaryota; Fungi; Mortierellomycota; Mortierellomycetes; Mortierellales; Mortierellaceae
Source: the annotation of a GenBank genome assembly
AUGCCUCUAAGACGCGAAACCCCAGGUUCAACAGGUCAACGCUCGCGAACUCCAACCCCAUCUGAGACCACCACUCCGACCGAAGACCCUCCAUCCCCCGAAGGAGAUCAGCAACAAGCUCAACCAGGACAAGCUACCGCUGCUGGUACAGCGGCAUCGUCGCCCUCUCCCUCGAUCCCUAUUGAACAAAUCCCGAUUGCCGCUCCAACUACCCCAGCCGGCUCCUCGUCGUCGACCACUGCUGCCACACCUACCAUUGACUCGCGCCUCCCUACUCGAAACCCGUUCAUUCCGUCGUCCACCCGACGGAGCCAUCGUCUGAUACUGAGAAAUGCCGAGACUCCCGAUGCAACGGUGCCUCAAUCGCCUCCAGCCACUACCUCCAGUGGUGGUGAUUUGUCAACAGCUGCUACUGUUGCGCUGCAGUUCCCCUCGUUGCCUCCUCCUCCGCCACCUACUCCGACCACCGUGACCACUACCAGAAGUCGUGGUCGAGGACGGGUGAUGUUUGAGCAGCUCAUGGCACUCAACUCUGCGAACGCCAUCAUUGCAGCCCAGGCCGCUGCUCACCAACCCGAAUCUGAGGUUGGGUCUGGAUUUGGAUCAAACAUUGAUGCUUCCAACCCAUCUCGUCCGACAAGAUCCUCAACUUCUGGUCCUGGUACGUCUGUCACAAUCACAGGCCAGGAAGCUCAAACCCAAGCGGAGGCUGGGGCAGAGGCCAAUUUGAGUUCAUUCCCCAGACCCCGACCCAACGACAACGUUGUCCUCAACCUCGACCGAGGUGCUCCUACUCGAUCACUUCGACUCCAUCCACUCAGAAUGACUGGCGUUAGAGCGGCUGAAACUGGGGCUGGUAUUGCAGCCAUCGUGGCUCAGAAUGAGGCUCGCCGUCGAGCCAGGAAUAAUGCUCCCCUGGGUCCUGGAGCGCAAUGGUUGUUGGAAGCUGGUCCCGCGGCGCCUUCUACGAGACGACGGACCAGGUCUGCAUCUGCUGCUGCAGCUGUUGCUGCAGUUAAUGUGGUGGUGAAUGGUGGCGCUGCCACGGGCGGCAGGUCUGAGAACGAGGCUCUCAACCUUGGAGGGAAUGGGUCAACACGUCAGCAGUCAGACCCAUACCCUCGUACGCAGCGUACAGCUCGAGCACGUUCGACCCAAGUCAACAACGGGGGCUCACAGCGCGUCUCUGAAGCCUCGGCCCCAAGGCUUCCUACCUCUCUUCCUUCGACUACUACUACUGGCACCACAGCGGUUGUUACCUCCAUCAGUGAUGGUAUUGCCCAGUCGGCAGGUCCAACUCCGACUCCCUCGAGAGGUGCUGCCCGAGCUGGCACCAAGAGAUCGCGCACUGAGAUGGAAAUGCCUGGCGACAACGACGUUCCCCGGAAUGCUGGUCAUGCUGGAAGUGCAAUCCCUGGUGGUUCUAACCCAGGUGCAGGCCAUUCGAGUUCUGAAGAGAGAGAGGAUGAGGUUAUGGAAUCUGGAGUUGUUCAACUGAUCGGUGGCGAUGGAGAAGCUGGAGGGGUUACUCAAACUGGAGGGGAAGAGGCUGCUCAGGUCGAAGAGGCACCACAGUCUACACAGGCUGGACCAGCCGCUCAAGUUGGAGAACCUGCCUUCGACGUCAGACUGUCUGUGCACUCAACCACAGGAGUAGCGACAUACGCCUUCGUCCUUCCUCCCGAUAUUGAUCCCAGCUAUCCACUCGGGUAUGGUGGUGUCAUCAACGUCCCACAGUUUGCAAGUUUUGCUGACACUGCCGUGGGCUCGUCAACUCCAGCUACCUCGCCAAUCGGUCCUACUUCGAUGGCUUCCUCCUCGCCAUCAACGGUACCUCCAAACAGCUCUGGCGCGACCGCCGCCCUUUCUGGAGGCAUCCCGGCGGCAAGGACAGCCGUCUUACAAGUUGCAAGAUCCAUUAUCGAGAACCUAGAAUCAACCAAUGCGACUCUUAUUGUCCCGAACACCACUACCACUACUACCACUACUGCUAUCGUCGCUUCUGCUGGACACGAAGCGGCGGUUGCGGAUGAUGUAGUUCCGUCGUCUGGGUCGAGCACAGACCCAGUCUCUCCUCACCUUGAUGAUAAUGGUGGUAACGGUGGUUCAUCCUCGGAUUUGGAUUCGAGUUCGAAUCGGUCUUCUGCGGGACAGGACGGCGGUGAGGGUCGUGAGAAGCGUCGACGUGUUGGUGGUCGUGACGAGGACUCGUCGAUUGUGCACGAUGUGGCUCUACUGGCAGUAUCCUCAAUCCUAUGGGGAAGCAUGUUUUGGAUGAUGUUCUCGGAGGACGGCCGGCGGUUCAUGGAGAAGUUUGGGCCAUUUGUCUGGACGCAUUUGCGCGCGUUGUAUCCUGGACAGUUUCAGUUUGGUGCUCCACCCCCACCCCCACCAACUCCUCCACCUCCACCUCCAGCCCCUCCUGCAAUGUAG